This is a messenger RNA of Mytilus californianus (California mussel), 1415 nucleotides long. RefSeq lists its product as uncharacterized. The coding region runs from base 87 to 941 and encodes 284 amino acids. NCBI's taxonomy places the organism in Eukaryota, Metazoa, Mollusca, Bivalvia, Mytilida, Mytilidae. The record is from RefSeq and is a predicted model, not a curated record. The transcript has 10 exons. Gene Ontology annotation, biological process: carbohydrate metabolic process. Gene Ontology annotation, molecular function: carbohydrate binding; isomerase activity.
UAGACAACCAGGAAGUAAAAUUUCAAGAGUUCAAAAACAGUAACGUUAGCUUUAGAAAAGACCCAAACAAUAACAACUUUUGGAGAAUGUCAGAGAUACUAGAAAAAAGAUUCCCAGCAACUGACAUAGUAGUUCUUUCACGAGGAGACGGAUGCAAACUAGUUGUGCAUUUGUUUGGUGCAACAGUUUUAUCUUGGGAAAAUCGUGGUAAAGAAAUUUUGUUUCUAAGUGAAAAUGCAGUUUUCAACAACAAAAAAGCAAUAAGAGGUGGAAUUCCAAUUGUCUUUCCUUGUUUCGGCCCAUGGGAGAAAGGACCACAGCAUGGCUUUGCUAGAAUUAAAAGAUGGCAAGUAGAGAGUCCUCCAAAGGAAGAGAAUGGCAAUAUUGUUUGUUGUUUAUCUCUAAGUGAUGAUGAAGAAACCAGACAAAUGUGGAACUAUCAAUUUAAACUUUUGUAUACAAUACAGUUAGGAGCAUCAUCAUUGACAUUAAAACUUACAAUAUGUAAUACAGGAAAUAAAGAAUUUGAUUUUACUACAUUAAUGCAUACAUACUUUAGAACAGGUGAUAUAUCACAUGCAUCCAUUUCUGGUUUAGAACAACUCUCAUAUAUAGACAAGGUAGCUGAUGGAAAAGAAGAGGUUGAAAAAAGAGAAUUUGUUGUUAUCCCAGAGAAUUAUGAUAGAGUUUACAAAAAUUGUCCAAGUGAAAUAAUAGUAAAAGGAGUAACAGAGAAAUCUUGUGAUGUUUUAAUUAAAACUCAUAAUUUUCCUGACAUAGUGGUAUGGAAUCCUUGGGCUGAUAAAGCCAAGGCAAUGGCUGAUUUUGGAGAUGACGAAUACAAGACAAUGAUAUGUGUGGAGGCUGGUUAUGUUAGUAAACCUGUUACCAUAGGUCCUGGAUCUGAACUACACUUUAGUCAAACACUAUCAAUGCUUUAAUAUAUUUUGUCAAUGAUUAAACUGCAAACUGAGGGCCACAUAGAAUGAAUUAUUAUAGCUUUAUCCUCUCAUUUCCUUCCAGUUGUUGUUUUGGGUUUUUUCUGUUACAUUUUCUCAAAUACUUCUUUAAAGUUCCCGUCAACUUUUGUGAAAUAUAGGGGAAAAAAGUCCUCAUGUUAUUGUGGAAGAAAUAAUAGCAUCUAAAAAAUCAUUUUAUUUGGCCUGAAUAUUAUUUUAUAUGACAUUUUAUUUAUACUUUAUGUAUGCAUGUUGGGACUUAUUUUUAUAUGUAUUUUCAAUGGUUAUUUAAUGCAUUUAUAUAUAUAUAUAUAUAUAUAUAUAUUUAUCAUGUUUAUAUACAUAUACUAUGAUCUACAAAUAUUGUAGUGUUUAUGAACUUAAUUGUUUGUUGUUAUUUAUAUCAUAUAUUGACAAUAUUAUUUCGUAGGGUAGCAAUAAUAAAAGUUAACAGAA